UCACCUCCUCACAUCUCUAAACUUUAUUCAUCAUGGCAACGGGAACCACAACAUCUGCAACCAGCGGCACCAAACCGACCACGAACAAUUUAGGCACCUCGACCAUCGAAGAAGCGCUUGAAACCAUUCGCCAGGGAGGGUUCGUUGUCGUCAUGGACAACGAAGACCGUGAGAAUGAAGGCGAUCUGAUUGCUGCUGCUGAAUUCGCAACGGAGGAGCGCGUCGCCUUCAUGCUACGUCAUAGCACGGGAAUCGUAUGUGUGCCAGCUCUACCUUCUCGUCUUGACGAGCUGCAGCUUCCGCUUUAUGGUGGCGAACAAUACUGAGGCCCACAAGUGCAAAUUUGCCAUCACCGUCGACCUGAAAGAAGGCAACUCGACGGGUGUCUCCGCUGCUGAUCGCUCUCGCACGAUUCGUGCAUUGGCGGACGCAAAGAUCGGCCCCACCGCUUUCAACCGCCCUGGACACAUUUUCCCAUUACUAGCGCAAGAAGGUGGCGUAAUGGUGCGUGCUGGCCAUACGGAGGCUGCAAUUGACCUCGCCAGAUUGGCUGGAGUCAAGCCUGUAGGCUACUUGUGCGAGAUCAUGGGGGAUGAUGGACGUAUGCUACGUUGUCCGCAGCUCCAGGAGUUCUCCAAGACGCCCAGUCUGCCGCUUGUCACGAUCUCGGACUUAAUUCGCUUUCGUGUCCGCACAGAGACGCUAGUUGAGCGAACUAAAGCCAAAGCCACUACAAUCUCCACUCCUUUCGGCGAGUUCUCGUCGCUAGAAUACAAGUCACUUGUCCAGGAAGACCAAACGUAUCAUGCGCUUGUAUUUGGCAAUGUGAGCGGUCAGAAGAAUGUGCCUGUGUCCUAG
This is a messenger RNA of Phytophthora infestans T30-4, 858 nucleotides long. RefSeq names its product riboflavin biosynthesis protein ribBA, putative. Gene Ontology annotation, cellular component: cytosol. Lineage: Eukaryota; Oomycota; Peronosporomycetes; Peronosporales; Peronosporaceae. The transcript has a single exon. The record is from RefSeq and is a predicted model, not a curated record. Gene Ontology annotation, molecular function: 3,4-dihydroxy-2-butanone-4-phosphate synthase activity. Gene Ontology annotation, biological process: riboflavin biosynthetic process. The coding region runs from base 307 to 858 and encodes 183 amino acids.